This is a messenger RNA of Monopterus albus (swamp eel), 6880 nucleotides long. Its product is annotated as metal transporter CNNM4-like. Bases 16 to 2820 code for a protein of 934 amino acids. The record is from RefSeq and is a predicted model, not a curated record. Gene Ontology annotation, molecular function: magnesium ion transmembrane transporter activity; sodium ion transmembrane transporter activity. The transcript has 8 exons. Gene Ontology annotation, cellular component: plasma membrane. NCBI's taxonomy places the organism in Eukaryota, Metazoa, Chordata, Actinopteri, Synbranchiformes, Synbranchidae. Gene Ontology annotation, biological process: magnesium ion transport; magnesium ion homeostasis.
CGCAGUGAAACAAACAUGGCGACAGAAUGGAGCGGGCAGCAGGGUUACAUGCUCGCUGUCGUUAUCUGCCUCUGGAGCGCGGUCAGUGUCCGGACAAUGGCGGAAGUGUCCGGUGCCGACGGAGGGAGCCAGGUGCUCGGAAUGCGGCUGGAGAGGAGCGACAAACCGGCCAGCACCAAUGACGUCGGUGUCAUCCAGGUGACUGAGGAGAGCUCCGUGCUGCUCCGGUUUUACGGGGUGCAGCUCCACUCGGACGCCUGGAGCCAGAUCCGCUUCACAGAGCUCACGGACGGCGGCGUGGCCCAAGAAGAGGAGGGUGAGGAAGAGGCGGUAGCUGCGGCGAGGAGCGGCAACGGCUUGUCGGACGCGCCGUACAGGACUUGUGUUGAUUUCACGAAAGACAUCAGCGUCGGGACCUUCAUGAACGUGAGCAGUCGACGCACUUCGGGGCUCGUUACCCUGCACAUUAAGCCGCUCCGCAAGAGCGAACCGCAGAAGGAGUAUGCACUGUGCGCGCUGAGCGCAGACGGGAGCAGGUGGGAGCUGCUGGAGGACAGUGACGGCAGGGUGCUGGUGGUGGAGGAGAAGAAGUCGCUGCUGCCCUUGUGGCUGCAGGUCAUCCUCAUCUGCUGCCUGCUGGUGCUCUCGGGGAUGUUCAGCGGCUUGAACCUGGGGCUGAUGGCGCUGGACCCCAUGGAGCUGCGCAUAGUCCAGAGCAGUGGGACUGAAAAAGAGAAGAAGUAUGCCAGGAAAAUAGAACCAAUCCGCAGCAAAGGGAACUAUCUUCUCUGCUCUCUUCUUCUGGGCAACGUCUUGGUGAACACCACCCUCACCAUCCUCAUCGAUGACCUCAUCGGGUCAGGGCUGGGCGCAGUGGUGGCCUCUACCAUUGCCAUCGUCAUCUUUGGAGAGAUUGUUCCCCAGGCGCUGUGCUCCCGCCACGGGCUGGCCGUGGGAGCCAACACCAUCCUGGUCACCAAGUUCUUCAUGCUCCUCACCUUCCCCAUGUCCUUCCCCGUCAGCAAGCUGCUGGACUGCUUGCUGGGCCAGGAGAUAGGCAACGUGUACAACAGGGAGAAGCUGUUAGAGAUGCUAAGGGUGACGGAGCCCUACAAUGACCUGGUUAAAGAAGAACUUAACAUGAUCCAGGGUGCCCUGGAGCUCCGGACGAAAACCGUAGAGGAUGUGAUGACGCCCCUGGCCGACUGCUUCAUGAUCCAGGCAGACGCGGUGCUGGAUUUCAACACCAUGUCUGAGAUCAUGGAGAGCGGGUACACCCGUAUACCUGUGUAUGACGACGAGCGCACUAACAUCAUGGACAUCCUGUACGUGAAGGACCUGGCGUUUGUGGAUCCAGAUGACUGCACCUCCCUAAAGACAAUCACUAAAUUUUACAAUCACCCCGUGCACUUUGUGUUUCAUGACACAAAGCUGGAUGCCAUGCUGGAGGAGUUCAAAAAAGGUAAAUCCCACCUGGCCAUUGUCCAGAAAGUGAACAACGAGGGGGAGGGAGACCCUUUCUAUGAGGUGCUGGGGUUGGUCACGCUGGAGGACGUCAUUGAAGAGAUCAUCAAAUCUGAGAUCCUGGAUGAAUCUGACCUUUACACCGACAACAGAAACAGGAAGAAGGUGGACCCCAACAAAAACAAGCGUGACUUCUCGGCCUUCAAGCAGGACAGCGACAGUAAGGUGAAGAUCUCCUCUCAGCUCAUGCUGGCGGCUCAUCGGUUCCUCGCCACAGAGGUGAGCCUGUUCAGCCCGUUCCAGAUCACUGACAAAGUCUUACUGAGGAUGCUCAAACACCCAGACGUCAUCCAGGAACUCAAGUUCAACGAGAACGACAAGCGCUCGCCGCAGCACUUCCUCUACCAGAUGGGCAAACCUGUCGACUACUUUGUGCUCGUUCUGCAGGGGCGAGUGGAGGUGGAAGCCGGAAACGAAAACAUGAAGUUUGAAACGGGCCCGUUCUCCUACUAUGGUGUCUCGGCUCUGGGUACACCACCACUGGCCGUCACCUCUCCUCUCUCCCCAUCAGUGGCAUCCCCCCCUCCACGACGCCUCUCUCUUAAGAGGUUUUCUCUGUUCUCUCGUUUCCCAGAGUUCCGUUCUCCGUCACGCCGGGGCAGCCUCAGCCGCUCGGCGUCCCUGACCUGCACUGAGCGCCCUCCAGAAAGCGGGUCCAUUGGCGGCAGCAGCACUCAGAUCCCAGGCACCCCCUUCCAGUACAUACCAGACUUCUGCGUACGUGCGCUCACAGACCUGCAGUUUGUCAAGAUCACUCGUGCUCAUUACCAGAACGGCCUCCUGGCGUCCAGGCUGGACAGCUCGCCACAGUCUCCAGAGGGCAGUCGCACUCGCCUGGACAUGUCCGUCUCUUUGCCGCCCGUGACGCCACUGGGGAUGUGCACUCCGCUGCCAUUGGCCACGCCUCCUGUGAAACAGCUUCCAUCUAACGCUCAGCUGACGCCGCCGAGCAGUCGCACUGCUCAGGCCCAGACCAACUCCUCCUCCUCUGGCCGCAGGCUGAGCCAGUCUCUGGCCCAAGCUGCCCCUCCUCCGUGCAGCCACACACCCCUGUCCCAGAGUCCUCCACCCUCCAUCAGCACAGCAUCGUGCAUCCUUAACCCCCACCCAAAUCCUUCCUCCAAGUCCCAGCACUCCCCGCCCUCUGCUGGCCCCGAGAACGGGCUGGGAGAGGCCACCUCUCUGCUCAGUGAGCAGCACAACUGUGUGGGCCCCCGCCAGCCCAGCCACGCCCAGGCACCCCCCCACCCACUCGUUCACACCAUCAGUCACGCACACACUGAAAGCACGAUCUAACUAACAUCUGUGCACACACUGGCACUGCUUCUUGUUCCUGUUUGCCUGUUGAACUCUUCUGUCUAAUAGUACACCUCCUGUGUGUUGUGUAAAUAGAGAUCCUCCUUUAACCGUCCUGCAUGUCCCCCCCAACACUGAGCAAGAUCAAGAAGACAGCAGAGGAACAGGGAACGCUACUGAGUACGGUUAGACAGGGCUGUGUCCAGGUGUGUUCUUAAAGGAUCAGUUCACCCAAAUGACUACAACAGGCAGUAUGUCCUCACUUAGCUCCAGCGCUGUCUCUUUUUGCAGGGAGGUUUGGUUUCAUUUGACCCAAGUUUUAAGAUUUGUGCCUCCACCUGAUUAAAACACUUUCCCAGUUACUGUGGCUUCUCCACAGACCUCAGCACGACCAGUUCUCAUUCUAGAUAUUUAUAAACCAGGUUGCAUGAAGUUUUAGUUUCUUGCAUCUGGUUAAUUCGUUUGUGCAGUACCUUAGUUAUUUGUUAUACCAUUAAAUUGACGGCCAGUUAAUCAGCUGAUGACACGCUUAGCUGUCUGUUAUGCUGCGUUCCUGUCAUAUCACUUACAUUAUGUGUUUGCUUGACUUGUUAAUAGCGUUCAACUUUCAUUGCAACUGGGAAACUGAUUGACCUGAUUUAGCACUAACAAAUCUGGGUACAUCAGAUAAGAAACAUAACAGAUCUGAUGUUUUAUUGUGAAUACAACCCUUCUGCUACCCGCUUUGUAAUCAUACGCUGACUUGAUUAGAGCUCUACUUAGAUUAAAUGACUGUGUAAUGUAACUUAGUGCUAAAGUUACACAACUACAGCUGGACCCAUGAAAGAGAGAUGCUAACACUAGCGAGCCCCCUUUGUUCUGUCAUUCAGGAAGAACAGAGUCUGUGGGGAAAAGCACAAUAGCUGCAGUAUCGUUAUAUUUCUUUACACAAAAGUGAGGAGAAUUAAAAUUUCCUUUUAACUGUUACAGCGUUAUGAGGACACAAACAUGUCUGUUAUCUCCGCUGUAUUUCGGAGGCACUUAACUAGUUUGUGAUUUGUGUGACCUGACCCUUUAAGUCCUUGACAGAAACCCUAUGGCCACACAGGUGACUGUUAGAGGAUGUUCGUUUUGUUUCAUUUGUCUCUCAGUUUACAUUUCCAAAGAGUGAAACUUCCAAAAAGCUAUAAAGUAGGUAUGAUUUGUGGAGGGUCUGGUUACAGAUUGCCUGUUCUCCUCAGCGUGUCCGAUAGAGACGUGGCAGAGGUGAACAGAUGAAUUUGUCUGUGGGAUUUGUCGGUGCUGAGCCCUCAGUGAAUCAAUUCAACCACCAGCAAAUGGACCAGAUUCACUGUACUGAGCAGCUUCUAGUCUGCAGUGAGAGUUUAACAACCACACCAGUGAGUUUGGGUGUUUUCACCCCUUUAAUCCAGCUGCUGACUGUUUGUGGUUAAGAGGCUAAAACUGGCGAAAUCCCUGGUUUGGUCCUUUGAGUCACAGAGAAGUGAUGGGGGCUGUCUUCUGGCCUACAUCCUGACCAAGGCAAUAGGUUUUAAAUUCAAUUUCAAAGAGUUACAUUAUAAUGUUUAUUUUGUGUAAUAUUAACUUAUAUUUUACAUAAAAUGUAUGUUUUAUAUUUUAGAGAUUUUAUUUAUUUUUCACCUUCUUUGGUUCUUGCAGUUUAUGCUGAAGGAGGAGCGGCAGACACGAUGACACUAACUGCACAGACACUUUUAUCAUGAACGCUAAAGAUUUCUCACUGUGAAAAGCACUUGGUCCGACUCGAACUCCUGCUCGAAGCUUCAUGUUGUAAAAACACGAGCUGAUCAAACUGGACCUUGCGUUGCUGCAGAAACUGACCUGAGACACACUGAGCUGUUUUUGCUUUUGUCUAGUACCCAGUAACACGAAGACCAAAUAUCCCAGAGCAACAUGCAGUCUACAGUUUUCAGUAGUAUGCAUGUUCCCAGUGCAUUCUCUGCACAGGGCGACUUUAUCAGAGUCUGAUACUGUAACACAAACCUGACCAUCUCUCUCAAGCUAUGGACUCUUCGGCAGGGCCGUAUCCAAGAUUUUAGAAGCACUGAGGUCUUUUUUUAAUUUUUAAAAUUAAGUUAUUGGCUCCAUUGUGUUUUCUGCUGGUUUUAUGUGACGGAGCUGUUGUUCUCCGGGAAUAGUUUGACAUUUUGGGAAACACCCUUGUUUGCCUUUUUGCAGAAUUUGACAUGAAGCCCAGUGCCACUCUGGUGACUGUAUGGUACAUAUGAAGCUGCAGCCAGCAGGCUAUUAGCGUAGCUUAGCAUAAGGACCAGACAGCUAGCCUGGAUCAGUCCAAAGGUAACAAAAUCUACAUAAGGCUCGCUAAUUAACACUUCUUGUUCAUUUUAAUCAGUGGGAAAACUGAAGUGUUAAAAUGGUGAGUUUUGGUUUUAUGGGGACUGGUGUAGGCCACAACUGUUUUUACAUUUCUGUUUAGGAUAUGAUGUGUUAAUUAUUGAGCUUUCAGCCCUGUUCCCACCAAACGAACUGUCCCCAGGGAACAGGACCUUUUCCACCAGACUUUAGUUCCUGUGAAUGAAAUGUACCUGAAACUUCCCAGUGGAAAUGCACUUUUAGACGUACUGGUAGCUGUAUUAGCCAGGCUGGCUGUUUCCCUGCUUCUGGUUUUCUUUUGCAGAGUUAAUCUAAAAUAAUCUCUCACUUCAGGAGGAAACGGUUUGUCUGGCCUUGUCCAAAGGUAAAAACUCCACAAGCCAUCUUCAGGAAAACACUGCUGCCAAGGAAUAGUCCAAGAUACAACCCCAUAAACUGACAUUUGGCCACUUUGUUACUGAGCCUUAGGGGACCUUGAGGCAGAUUGUUUUUACCUUUGGUCAGGUCUAGGCUCCCGCUCUCCCCUGCUGCCAGUCGUGGCCUGUUGGCUUCAUGUUUAACACACCGAUGUGAGAGUGAGAAAACAAAUGAGCACAUUUCCCAGACUGUCGGACUACUAUUUAACCUGUGUUUCUUGUAUGUAUUUAUUAACCUUUGAGUUCACGGUCAGCUCAGGGUGAAGGGUUGACACUUGAAUAUCAUGAACAUUCGCAGCACAAUAACUCGUUGAGAUGUAAUGGACCUACAUUCCUCUGCAUGUCUUCACACCAGUGAACUCACAGCUUUCCUCUCAGUUUGGUGUUUGAUAUGACCUUCCAAACCAGGGAUUAGUUCACAGACACCUGACACUAUGUGAUGUACAUUUUAUUGUGUGUGUAGGUGAUGUUGUACCUGCUCAGCCUGUUUUGGAGCAAAUGAGGAGCCGGUCGUGUUCCAGUGGACUGAAGAGCAGCUCAUCCUCGUGCUGUUGGUGACGGGCUGAGCUCCCAUGUUAAAGCUGCUAGCUUGUAAUCUACCUAUUUUUUCUUACGUGUACAAAACUGAAAUGACUUAAAGGUGAUUUAUUUUGUUGACGAUAUAGUAAAAGGUAUUUAUUUGAAGAGGUAUAAAUGAAAAACUAUCUGUAUAAGCUAGCACUGAUGUGAAACCACUUUGAGCCUGUGACUGACAAAGUGAAUAUUCCAAAGCAUUUCCCCUUUUGUGGGACGAUUUGUGGAGUGAGGCUGGAUUACCAACCGGGCAGGUCGGACACCUGCUCCCGCACCCCCCCAAAGCCCUAGGUUCACUUUGAGUCCUUGUUUAAAAUAUUUAAAAACCGGUUGGAUACUAGCACCGGUCCAAAAUCAAGUGUUACUGGAGGCUUGUUUCCUUAUUUUAUGGUCUGGCUUAGACGAGGAUCCCAGUGUCAGAAUCUAGUUGUUGUGCUCACAUGUUGCAUUUUGCUAAACUGACUCAUGUUUUAUCCAGCAACCGCAGAGCAAACCUGGGGCCUGGCAGUAUUCCAGUAUAGGAGUAGCAGACUCAAUGUACAAAGGGUUGGAGUUAACUGGGGGCCCAGCAGCUCAUUUUUACCCCAGUGCCCCUCCUGGUACAUCCAGCCAUGGAGAUUAACCAUAGAUUUUAUUCAGCCGGACCUCUCUGAGCCGAGAGGAAACCCUGCUAGUUAAAUGCGAACACUUAGUCGACAUAGCCUUAGACUCGAUUUAAA